CCUGCCGGUCACGUGGUACAGACUGCUGCGUCCGCUGCCUUUUGCUAUAGUGGGGAAAGAAAGGGAGCGGCCGGCGCGCGCACUCCCACCCUGCUGCUUGCCCGGCCUUGGGCGUAUGUAAGCCCCGCCCCCCCGCCGUUCAGUCAGUCAGGCCUGGCAGUGCGGCCUGCCUGAGCGGGUGAAGAGCUGCGCGCGUCGCCUGAGGGACGAAGCUGAGGAGUGGCAUGAAGCCGAAUUUAGCAGUUACUGCUCACCUCGGCCCGUGAGGAGGCCCGACCCUCGGCGCCGCCGCUCCUGCCUCUAUCCCGCCCUCCUCUGUUCUCUGCCACCCACCAACUCGGCCGCCGCCUGGGCCGCCAUUUUGUACCUCCCGCCCCCCCUCCUUCCCUUUGCCGGCCCGGCCUGCGUGGAGUGUCUCGUGCUGAGGGGAGACUCGGAGAAACGGGCGGCGGCGGCGGCGGCGGCGGCGGCGGGGAGGCCUUUUGAGGCGGAGCCUGGCGAGGGAGGGGCGCGCGGCGCGGGGGGGCCCCCAUGGCGAAGAAAACCUACGACCUGCUCUUCAAGCUGCUGCUGAUCGGCGACUCGGGCGUCGGCAAGACCUGCGUGCUCUUCCGUUUCUCCGACGAUGCCUUCAACACCACCUUCAUCUCCACUAUCGGGAUAGAUUUCAAGAUCAAAACAGUUGAAUUGCAAGGAAAGAAGAUCAAGCUACAGAUAUGGGACACAGCAGGGCAGGAGCGGUUUCACACCAUCACCACCUCCUACUACAGGGGUGCCAUGGGAAUCAUGCUAGUGUAUGACAUCACCAAUGCCAAAAGCUUUGAAAACAUCAGUAAAUGGCUCAGAAACAUAGAUGAGCAUGCCAAUGAAGAUGUGGAGAGGAUGCUGCUAGGAAAUAAGUGUGACAUGGAAGACAAGAGAGUGGUACCAAAAGCAAAAGGCGAGCAGAUUUCAAGGGAGCAUGGGAUUAGGUUUUUCGAAACUAGCGCAAAAGCAAAUAUAAACAUUGAGAAGGCAUUCCUUACGUUAGCAGAAGACAUUCUUCGAAAGACCCCUGUAAAAGAGCCCAACAGUGAAAAUGUAGAUAUCAGCAGUGGAGGAGGAGUGACAGGCUGGAAGAGCAAGUGUUGCUGAAUGUGUUCCCCUCACCAAGCGCCAUCCACCACCCCUCCUCUUUUUGCUGUGGAGUAAACCACUUUGCCCAUUUUAACCUUAAAUAUUUUUUGUUCCUCAUCUUAACACGGCUCCCUUUAUUCUUCUUCUGUUUUAGGAGAGCUCGCUGACUAUAACGUUCUUGAAACAAACUGUAUUAAAAAGAAAAUCAUGUCUCAAUUCCUUUUUUUCCCUUUCUUUUUUUUUUAAAUGUACCAGCUGCAACUCAGCAUCACGUUCUGGUUGUAUUAUAGUCCGGUCUUAACAUUAAAACUUAGAGCAAAUCAUUUCAGCUCCAGCCUGCAAAUUGUAUGAGAAUAAAACUUUAGCAUUAACAGUUUCUUUUGUACAACAGUGGGGUUUUUGUUAUGAAUAAUGUGCUUAAGUCACUAUAUUUGCAUCAGAAAAAAAAAAAUCAUUCGCCUUGAGUAUGUAAAUGGGGUUUAUUUUGUCCUGUGCCUUAUGUGGAAAGGAACUUUGGUUCUCCCCCCCUCCCCCUUUCUGUAUUCUGGUUGAAGCAUGAGCAGGAGAUUAUGCCACAUUUUAAAAACAACAGCCCUAAACUCUCUUGCCAUGACUUUACAGUGAUUGAUGUAGUGAAUUGAGGACGAAGGGGAUAGAGCAAGGUAUUCCAACAUGCUUGGUGUCUCCUUGUUCCUUGGAGGCUUAAUCUCUGACCAGUAUCUGCUGCCAUUUUCUUUCUCACUACCACUUUUUCUUUCCCCCUCCCUUUCUUUUUUGUUGCCUGCAUGCCAGUUUUGUGUUCUUUUUUAAAUGGUGUGAUAUGUUAUGAGACAGCAGUACAGUAUGUAUGCCCAAUUAAAUACAAAGCACUGAUCUAGCUUUCUAAGGUAAAACAUUAAGUAUCUAAUCUUUGUCUAGCAACUGUCAGACCAACUACUAUUCCUUCCCCUCCCUUCCUUCCCACGUAGUCAUUGGGGUCUGUGGUAAUGGAAGCGGUAAUUGCAUGCAUUAGUUUUCUCUAUGGAGGAUGAUGUGGCUGUCUUUCUUCAUGUAUGCCAUGUGGUUCCCAAAUCAACAACAUGAGUAAAUAUGAAUUUGGUUCUCUUGUUUGCUGUUCCAGGCAGAUGACUUGGUAGCCUAGAAAAUAUUUAAAAUUUGGGUGGGGAGAAAGGGGUAAGAUGAUCACCACCCCCAUAAUGCUCUCCUUCUGUGUUAAGUUCUUCAUAAUAAUAAAAAAAUCCCUUGUUUACAA
Sphaerodactylus townsendi is the source of this 2368-nucleotide messenger RNA. RefSeq names its product RAB10, member RAS oncogene family (gene RAB10). Gene Ontology annotation, molecular function: GTP binding; GTPase activity. Lineage: Eukaryota; Metazoa; Chordata; Lepidosauria; Squamata; Sphaerodactylidae. Bases 532 to 1134 code for a protein of 200 amino acids. The record is from RefSeq and is a predicted model, not a curated record. Gene Ontology annotation, cellular component: insulin-responsive compartment; Golgi apparatus; recycling endosome. Gene Ontology annotation, biological process: cellular response to insulin stimulus. The transcript has 6 exons.